UUUGUGUGAAAUUUGAAAAGUUUUAAAAAAUUUAUAAAUUAGUGCAAAUAGUUUUAAAAUGUUUAUAAAGAGUGAUUCUAGGUCGUUGUGUAUAAGAAUUCAUAGAAAUUAAUUAAAAAACAAUUUAACAACUUUUUGGUGUAAAAAUUUGCUGUAACCGGUGUUUUUGAAAUCCGCCAAAGUUCUCAAUGCCACAACACUUGGUAUAGCAAAUCAAAAUAUUGGUCUCUAUGACUAUUUCCAACAAAGAUUAAACCAUUUUCAAGAUAAUUAUGAAGCAGAUUCUUUUAAUAAAGACAAAAGAGCAUUGACCCGAAAAUACAGUCCAUUAUAUGAUGAAUUUAAAAGAAGAUUAGACAAUUUCAAUGCAGCCAUACUUAUGGAUAAAGAUGCUCAAACAUUAGCCAAUGAAAAUUUAUAUAAAGGUGGCAGUGAUUGCCUGUGUGCUUUGGAAAAUAAGUCAAAUGAUAAUGAAGAUAAAAUGCGUUCAAAUCGUGGCUUCUUUAAAUAUUUUGGAUUUGAUAGCAAUUCAAAAGAAAAUGAUAAAAAUAUCGCAAAAAUAACAAAAUCACAUAAAGUAUCAGCAAAUAAGGGAGAAAACAAAUCUAAACAGAUAGGUCGUGGAAAAUCCAAAGCAUCUUUCAAAAUAGAAGACAAAGGCGCUUUAGUUGAAGUUAAACCGGGAACAUUAUAUGAUGAGUACAUGAAACAAAUCGGAAAAAUAAUCGAUGUGCAUAUUUCCUAAUACAUCUCUAUUGUACGAGUAACAAAUCGUUUCCCUUUAAAAACCACUUAAUUAUUUUUUU
Messenger RNA from Lucilia sericata (common green bottle fly), 806 nucleotides. RefSeq lists its product as uncharacterized. NCBI's taxonomy places the organism in Eukaryota, Metazoa, Arthropoda, Insecta, Diptera, Calliphoridae. Bases 380 to 745 code for a protein of 121 amino acids. The transcript has 2 exons. The record is from RefSeq and is a predicted model, not a curated record.